GGAAAACGUGUGUUUACGUUCGCCAUGCGACAUUCCUUUCGUAGUUUGGAGCACGAAUGAUUUUUUUUUUCUGUCAUUUGUAAUUACGCAUAUUUCACUGGAGUAGCUUGUUGAAGGAGUAAUUGUUUUGCUGUACUCUGCACAGCCAGGUAAAACUUGAAAAAAGCUAAAAAACAGAGCAUACUAUCUCCUAAUUUAUCUGCGUUUUAUCAGGGAGAGUUAAUCAGAGUACUUGUUGGACGUUGGCACGAUCUCUCAUCGUACACGACAACUUUACAACCGCCGGAAAGCUGUCUUAUCAAAAUCAAAAUAACGAGGGGCUUUCUUGUUUUAGCUAAUAAUUUUAACCUUAAGAUAGAGGUAACGCCUUUCGUGGUAUUAUUGUCGUGAUCAACUGUUUGUAAAUAGUGAAUUCCUGUCGAAGAUAUUAGCUUGGAGAAGGUGACAGAAUUCGUUCAUAUCUCCAUAUCGUUUACGCCCAUUAGUUAAUGCGUCUUAAAAUCAAAGCGCGCAGAUUUCUUUGUCCUUUGUAUGAGCUGCACUCCCAUCGGAUUCAUCGCUUAUGCGACCUUACAUUUUUCUCUGGCUCUGUUUGCAAAGGUAGGGAAAAAUAAACUAAAGACUGAUCAAAAUGCCAGCACAAGCAACAGAUGAAGUAGACUGGAAUAACCAGGACCCUGCGACUGUUAUUUACAAGAUUGGUAUAUAUGGCUGGAGAAAGCGAUGCAUCUACUUCCUUAUUUUACUCAUCAUGGUUGUCACCAUCGUCAAUCUUUCUCUCGUUAUUUGGGUCAUGAGAGUUAUGGACUUUAAUUUGGAUGGUAUGGGUAAACUUAGAAUAACUGAUCAAGGUCUGAAGCACUAUGGUGAAGCAGAAUUUGUUGAUGAAUUACGUGCAAACUUGAUACGACCAAGCCAGAACUCUGAACUUAAGCUUCAGUCCAAAGCAAAUGUCACAGUUAAUGCACGCUCUUCUGGAGGAAACAUUACUGGUCAGCUCUUCGUAGGAAAUGAUGAAGUUGUGGCCAGAAAUCAGAAGUUCUCUAUAAAGACUGACCAAGGAAAAAACAUCUUGUAUGCUGACAAGGAUAAAAUCCACUUUGCAGCUGACAAGUUGGAGUUUUUAAGUCCCAAUGGAGCUCAUUUCAGUGGUUCAGUUGAGACAGAGAGCCUGAGGGCCCCUCCCAAGAAGGACCUGAGAUUGGCAUCCCUGACCAGGUCCCUUCACAUGGAUGCUCCAGAUGGCAUGUCCUUCAAAUCUGCUGCUGGAAGUGUGGGCAUUACAAGUCUAAAGGAUGUGACAAUCAAGUCCAUGAAUGGAAAGGUCUUGCUGGAUGCACAGCAAAUUUCAUUUAAAAAUCUGCAAAGAGGUACUUCAAACAGUGGAUCUCCUGACGGAAAUGUCCGGGAAGUCUGUAUUUGUGAAAAUACUGGAGAAUUGUUUCUGGCACCAGCUAACAGUCAUUGCCAAGUCAGCAAGAUUUGUGGUUGAUGUGAACCAGCAUGAAUUUUGAAAGCUCUAAAGUCUUAACCUAUUAUUAUUAUUGGAAUAGACCCAACAGUAAUGGGUUGAAUUUUUAGUAAGGGCUACUUGUAAAACUUGACAGGAAUCUGUUAGGAAGGGUUGGCAGUCAUUGAUGGCAAGUAGAAUUGCUGUGGACUAUACAGACAAACUUGAUCACUUUUUCAAGUUUGGCUUUGAAUCCUGUUGCGACAAAAAUUUUUUAGAGAUUGUGGGCUCUGUUGUUUGUAUUUCUUAAAUUGAGGCAUGCUCCUUUCCUAGUAAAUAAUUAUUUUUAACAAAAUGCUUGCAGAUGAUAGCGCAAUAUAAUUUUCACAUCAAAUAUUUGGUAGUUUUACCCUGAAUGGGAUGAAUUUCUGAUAACAUUUCUCAGCUUAUUUUAUAACUUAUUUAGAAGAUAUAUGUAGCCAUUUUGGUACCACAUUUUUGUACAGUACUGUAGGGUUAUAAAAAAUCUUCACUUUUAAUUAGUGAAAAAGAAAGUCAUUAUUUAAGUACAGUAGAAGAGGAGUUUUAUAUUCUCAAGACAGAGGUUAGUUGGCAGGUUUGGUUUAUUAAAUGGGGCUACUUUUGGAAAGUUUUCAUGCCACCUGUAGAUGAAAUAUUUCUUUAUUUGGCUUGAUGGAUUUAUUGCAAUGUAAUGAUAUGUUGUAAUUCAGUUUAAUUCUUUGCCUAAAUUUUUAUCACUUGUUUUUAUACUUUGUGUUUUGGGUUUUGGUUSAAUUGAUUCUUGGUAUAAAUUUUAUUUGCUUAAUGGUAGACAUUAGUAUACUGCUAUGUUUUGGUUGUGUCACUGUAAGUUAAGAAUUAAACAGCUGAAACUGAA
Messenger RNA from Orbicella faveolata, 2348 nucleotides. RefSeq names its product zeta-sarcoglycan-like. The record is from RefSeq and is a predicted model, not a curated record. NCBI's taxonomy places the organism in Eukaryota, Metazoa, Cnidaria, Anthozoa, Scleractinia, Merulinidae. Gene Ontology annotation, cellular component: membrane; sarcoglycan complex.